Messenger RNA from Loa loa (African eye worm), 2004 nucleotides. Its product is annotated as negative elongation factor B. Lineage: Eukaryota; Metazoa; Nematoda; Chromadorea; Rhabditida; Onchocercidae. Gene Ontology annotation, biological process: negative regulation of transcription elongation by RNA polymerase II. The record is from RefSeq and is a predicted model, not a curated record. Gene Ontology annotation, cellular component: NELF complex; nucleus. The transcript is spliced from 13 exons. The coding region runs from base 1 to 2004 and encodes 667 amino acids.
AUGACAUCAUCGUUUGGUAUGGAGAAACGGUGGGUAACAGAUUUGGAAAAUCAGAAUAUCGAUGGUUCUAGAAGAUUGCGACAUCUGUUAAUGACAUGUGUGGAUCCUAUCGAAACGAUCAAAAAUUUCCAGGAACGAAAUAGUAUUAAGCUGCCGGCAUUAAAUCCUGCAUUACGACUGCUCGAUUUACACAAUAUUCGCAGAACAGAGUUCCAUGAAGAAGCAGCGAAUGAUAUAUCGGAUUUGCUGCUUGCAAAAAUCAAGGAUCUAGGUGCAACAGGGACUGUAGAAUCAGUCCAGUUAUUAGAAAAACAGCUGGAAAAGAGUUUCAAACUGUAUCGAGUUCCUAGCAUUCGACCUUUUGUGUUAGAAACGCUGAAGCAACUACCAAAAGCUCCGGAUCGAUACCUAAAAGUGAUUGUGACCGAUCGGGAAUUUUACGACAGUUGUGCGGUCACAGUACGACAACAGAUUUGGUUGAAGAACGAUUCAUUGUACAUGGAUGCAAUACUUCCAGUUAUAGAUUCUUAUAUUGAUGAAAAACAGAAAGUUAUGCAGACAGUGGACCAGUCACCAACGAACUAUUUUACAUGUGAGACAACCAAAUCCAGACGACAAUGGCCUCAAAUUUUAGAGCUAAUGGCAAUGGUUGGUCAGCAGGAACCGUUAUAUCGGCGGUUGAACAACGUUAUCCGUGAGCGUUUCUUGAAAUCUGCUGAUGCAACAUACUGUUCAUUGCGCAUGGAGCUUGUGAUGUCUGCUCAUGAUUUAAAUAUUGAACCUGUAAUCCGAUCAGAUCCAUGUCAUGAUUUAGCAUGGUGUCUAGAUGCAUGUGUCAGAGACAAACAUUUGGAUGCGCAACAGACGAAUAAACUGAAAAAUAUAUUGGAAUCAACCAAGAAAACUAAAACAGAGGUAAUUGGGGAUUUAGCAAUGAUUGCUGGUGAUGCACAUGUUAUACAUUUCUUAUGUUCAAUGGCCGUCAAAGUAUUGCGUGAUUCAGCUCUGCAUGCUACUGGUCAGUUGCCGAGAGAAUUAGUUCCCCUGCAACUUCUUCUGAGGUUAUUAUCGUUUGGAGCUUCUGCGCACAACGUUUUGUCAACUAACGAUGUGACCAUCUUACAAAAUGUUGACGCUCUCGUUUUCACUAAAUUCCUGGCCUCUUUUACUGCACUGAUUGUAGAAGACGUAAUACGAUACGAACUCAAUCGGGCGCCAGAUGAAAUUAUUGACGAAAAUCCUACAAGUGAUUUUCUCUCUGAUCCUUCGGAAGAGAUGUUGAGUUUUUUGAAGACGGAUGUGACAUGCGCGUUGCUCUGGAUUCAUUAUAUUUUGGAUGUUCUUCCAAGCAAACGUCGUGUUUCUGAUUUACCAGGCAUUAUGCGUUAUUUGAAAGCAUUACCACGUUUGAAAUAUAAGGUUGCCUAUUGUGACCCAUGGAUACAUCUGGUAAUUCACCGACUGUUACAGUCGGCACCGUUUGAUCAUCUUUUAUCAACUGAGCAAGCAUCACAUUUCAUCAUAGAAGAAUAUCUGUUGAAGGGAUUGGAUCGCUACUCCGGUGUGAAAUACCAUCUUCUUCGUAUUGUGCAUCUGUUAUGGUCUUCUAUUGGCGAGUUUCGUUGCCGUCUUAUCCUAGAUAAAAUUGCACCAGAGAAAAUAUUCGAACUAUGUGGUCGUGAAGUCGAGAUUGAUUUAAAACGAUACACUCGGGAAUACCAACGUAUACGAACAAAAAUGACGGAAAAAAACUCGUCUGCGGAUGGAUCUUUAUCGAGUACCUCGGUUACUACUGUGCAGUCUCUUUCAGACAGUACAUACACGAAUAAUGAAUCAGAAACUUUAAUGCCGAGGCCAUGUGAAGACUUAGUGCCGUGUGCUGCGUGGUACCAGGAUGGUUUUGGCGAGCAUCUGCCUUUUAUAAUAGGUUCACCAGGUCAAAGAGCACGCAUACCGGUUCCAUUCAUGGGUUAUUUGAGCCAGCAAACUUACGGCAUUGUAUGA